CAAGAUGCCCGUCGUCGGACUCAACGACCUCAAGGAUGAGGGCACCGAGAAGGAGGACGCCGAGCGGCAGGCCUACUACGCCGGCGGCCAGGGCCGCGGCGGAGGCGGCUCGGGGCAGGAGGUGCUCGACCCACGCGAUCUGAUGAAGCGCGCGCGCGACGAGAUGGGCGCGGAGACGGAGGGCGAGUGGCGCGCCAACCAGCCGAGCGGCGCGGUCGCCUUUGCCGGCGCGGGCCAGUCGCUCGACGGCGCCACCUCGGUCCCCGGCGCCGCGCUGCCCGCGCGCCCGACAGAGCACACGAUCACCUUCUGGUCAAACGGCUUCUCCGUGGACGACGGUCCGCUGCGCGACACCUCCGACCCCGCCAACGCCUCCUUCAUGCGCGACAUCAACGAGGGGCGGCUUCCGUCGGAGCUCUCCGCCGAGGAGGGUGCCGAGUCGGACGUGCACCUCAUCGACAAGUCUGGCGAACCGUACAAGCCCCCGCCCGCCACGCUCAAGCCCUUCGGCGGCGAGGGACGCACGAUGCGCGACGAGGCCUCCUCCUCCUCCUCAGCGGCGCCGCCGCCCGAGGCCGCGGAGCUGGUGCUGGACGAGUCGCAGCCCACGACGACGCUGCAGGUCCGUCUGCACGACGGCUCGCGGAAGCUCGUCAAGGCGAACCACUCCCACACCGUGGCGCAGCUGCAGGCGCACGUCGCCGCGCUCACGCCCGGCGUGUCCUUUGAGCUGCGCGGCGGCUUCCCGCCCAAACCGCUCACUCCGUCCGCCGACAAGACGCUCAAGGAGGCGGGCCUCCUCUCCGAGUCGAUCGUGCAGAGCACUUGCUAGAGGUUGAGGGCGGGCGACAUCGCCCG
Messenger RNA from Emiliania huxleyi CCMP1516, 858 nucleotides. RefSeq lists its product as hypothetical. Gene Ontology annotation, biological process: Golgi organization; nuclear membrane reassembly; proteasome-mediated ubiquitin-dependent protein catabolic process. The coding region runs from base 5 to 832 and encodes 275 amino acids. Gene Ontology annotation, molecular function: ubiquitin binding. Gene Ontology annotation, cellular component: cytosol; nucleus. The record is from RefSeq and is a predicted model, not a curated record. The transcript has 5 exons. NCBI's taxonomy places the organism in Eukaryota, Haptophyta, Isochrysidales, Noelaerhabdaceae.